AAACGGGCACUUCCGUCUUUUGUCGCCUCGAGCUGCAGCACAUCGAGCGGUCUGGUGCACGGCCCACCUGCAUGUGAGGGGAGGUGUGAGGUGACAUAAGUUCCUGGCUAUGCUCAGUAGUAAAAAAAAAUAAUCUAUUUAUAGGCUUCUUAUCGCCGAGCAAACAGAGUGCAACUGCCUUGCUACCCAACCUAGUGCGAUGAGGAGAGGAGGGGACUUUCAUUUUCUCAUAAGAGGCGAGGAAGUGAUUUGGCCACUUGCGCACUGAGGAGUUCAACAGCGGAGGGUUUUUUUUUUUUGUUUUUUUUUUUAGGGGGAGCUGAUGGAGUUUUCUGAGCACAUCAAGACCGCCAAUGUGGAGGAGGUGGUGCUCCGGCAGCCGCUGCACCCGCCGAGCAGAGGCACCCUGUGCAUCACCGGACACCACCUGCUCUUCUCGGACAGGGAGGAGGGCAGCUGUCGGCAGGUUCUGCUGCUCCUCAGGAACAUCGAUGCCGUGGAGAAAAGUGUGGAAAACCUUUUGGCCCAUUCCGGCCCCUUCUCUAAUGAAGGCUGCAGUCAAAGGAUAUCAGGAUCCUCAGGGACCAUUACAAUCAAGUGUAAAGAUCUGCAAGUGCUCCAGCUUGACAUUCCCGGCAUGGAGCAAUGUCUCAACAUUGCUCGCUCCAUCGAGAUCCUGUCCUGUCUGGACGGUGUGUCGGAGAUGUAUCCUUUCUUCUACAGACCUUCUGAUGUCAGCCUGAAGGACCAGUGGGGCCUCUCGUCCCCUGAGAAGCACUACUGUCAAAUGAAGGAACUUCAUGAUAGGUGGAGACUGAGCACUGUGAACAGAGACCACUUAGUGUGUCCCUCUUACCCUCCAGCUGUCAUCGUCCCCAAGACCACCGAUGAUGACACGCUGGAGAAGGCGGCCAAGUUCAGACAGGGGGGACGCUUCCCUGUCCUCUGCUACUACCACAGGAAGAACGGCAUGGUUAUCAUGCGCAGCAGUCAGCCGCUGACGGGAGCCAAUAGGAAGCGCUGCAGGGAGGACGAGCAACUCCUCCAGGCUGUGAUCGACGGCUCGGACAAAGGCUUCAUCAUUGACACGCGCUCCAGUCAGCAGGCCUUGCAGGCCCGGCUAACAGGCGGAGGGUUUGAGUCCAAAUCGAGUUACAGCAGCUGGAAGAGACUUCACAGGCAGAUGGAGAGGGGUAAAUCACUGCAGGAGAGUUUCAUUAAGCUGGUGGAGGCCUGCGGGGACGGGUCCAACAAUAUGGACCGUUGGCUCAGUAAGCUUGAGAAUUCAAAGUGGCUGUCUCACGUCCAAACUGCCCUGUCAACAGCUGGUCUGCUGGCGGAGUGUGUGGAGAGGGACGGUCAUUCAGUUCUGGUUCACGGCUCUGAAGGGACGGACUCCACUUUGCUCAUCAGCACUCUGGCUCAGCUCAUCAUGGAUCCUUGUUGCCGCACACUGGAGGGCUUCCUGGAUCUGCUGGAGAGAGAGUGGGUACAGGCAGGACACCCAUUCAGGCAGCGGUGUGCACACUCAGCCUUCUCCCACACCCGUCUCCAGCAGGAAUCCCCGGUCUUCCUGCUGCUGCUGGACUGUGUGUGGCAGAUGUGGCGUCAGUUCCCCCUGGCACUGGGCUUCUCUGAGGCGCUGCUCCUGAGGCUGGCGAUGGAGGCCUAUGCGUCAGACUACGGCACCUUCCUGUGUAACAGCCAUCAGGAGAGGUGUGCUCUGAGAGUGAAGGAGAACACUCACUGUUUGUUCCGGGCCCUGUUGAGGCCCAGGGAGAGGGACUGCUACUCUAACCCCCUGUAUGAGCCCACCGAGCUAGCGAUCUGGCCCUCAGUCCACCCUCAGUCCCUACAGCUUUGGAGAGGGUUUUUUCUGAGGUGGACUCCACAGGCUCAUCACCUUGAAGAGGUUCAGGAGGAGAUAAGGAACAUGGUCACUGAGUGGGCCAAGCUGGCGCUCAGCUGAUGCCCUGUCAGUACAUGAAGAAGUGAAGAUAGUCAGCCUUAACAUUUUAAAUCUUAAAAUAAUAUUAUUUCAGAAUGUGUGACAGCUACUUUUUUGUACUACUAAAUGUAC
Molecule: messenger RNA, 2080 nt
Organism: Anoplopoma fimbria (sablefish)
Lineage: Eukaryota; Metazoa; Chordata; Actinopteri; Perciformes; Anoplopomatidae
Exons: 11
Coding region: 323-1969 (548 amino acids)
Biological process (GO): negative regulation of autophagy
Source: RefSeq, a predicted model, not a curated record